UGGAUUUUGGAUUGAAUCUUGCUUGGUAAACCAUUAAAACACAACACAACGACGCAAAAAUGGUUAAAAGAAAGAGACAAGCGGCUGCCACCAGUGAACCUGCUGUAGAGCCUGUGGCCGCCAAGAAGUCAAAAAACGUGGAGGAAAAGACGAAACCUACAAAGAGCAGCACAAAGGCCAAGGCCGCGGAAGCAAAGACGAAAGCAGCACCAAAGAAAAACAAAACCUUUGUGGAGGAAACUAUUCAGAUCGUCGCAGGGUCAUACGACCGGGUUCUCCAUGGGCUGACAGCUGCAAUUGGCACCAAAGGCGACGUCGAAUUCGCAGAUACGUUCCUUUUCAAUGCGCAUUCGUCGGCCAUCCGAUGCGUCGCCGUAUCUCCCCCAUCUGCUCCCGCGCCGGGCCAGACGCAAAAAGUCUUGCUUGCAACCGGUAGCACGGACGAAAGAAUUCAUGUAUACAAUCUGUCGGCGUAUCCUCCGAGCAAGAAGAAGGGAGAUAUGCUGGCUGGCGUGGCACCGAGACCGAUCCAAGAGAACUCCAAGAACAGAGAACUGGGAACGCUACUACAUCACGACUCUACGAUUACGACGCUGGCGUUCCCUACGAGGUCAAAACUGCUAUCGGGAAGCGACGAUUCGACGAUUGCUGUGACACGUACGCGAGACUGGUCUAUGCUGAGCAAUAUCAAGACACCGAAGCCAACUGCACACGGCCGACCAACUGGCGAUACCGCGCCGUUUGGAGGCACGCCGUCUGGAGUAAACGACUUUGCUAUCCACCCGAGCAUGAAGCUCAUGAUUAGCGUUAGCAAGGGCGAGAGGUGCAUGCGACUGUGGAACCUCGUCACGGGAAAGAAGGCAGGCGUGCUGAGCUUCAGCAAGGAGAUGCUGAGAGAGAUUGGAGAGUCCAAGCACUCUAGCGGCGAGGCGCGGAGAGUGGUCUGGGGAACGGCGGACGGCGCGGACGAGUUUGCGGUUGGAUUCGACCGGGAUGUUGUUGUUUUCGGCAUGGACAGUGUGCCCAAGUGCCGGGUUAUGCCGACGACCAAGGUCAAGAUACACCACUUUAGCUAUGUUACGCUGGAUGAGGAGACGGGAGAGGCGCUGCUGGCCGUAGCCACCGAGAAUGGCCGCAUCAUGUUCUUCUCGACAAAGGCGGAUGACAUUUCAAAGCCCGAUGAAUCAUCAGAGGCGACUCUCCCUGUGGCCAAGCUUGUAGGCUUCGUUGGUGGAGAGGGCGUCUCUGGCAGAAUCAAGGACUUUGUCACGAUACCUAGCACGGCUAACCCUGGCACGCUGUACGUGGUGGGAGCGAGCAGUGAUGGAAAAAUUCGGUUGUGGACUGUGCAGGUCGACGAGCUGCGAGAGUUGGCAAAGGGGGAGAAGAAGGACAAGGCGGAGGAGGAGCCUGUGGGUGUGUUGAGGGGAACGUUGGUGACGCAUAACAGGGUUACUUGCAUGGCGGCGUUUUUGAUGCUGGAGAGGCCGGAGGGAGUGGAGGAUAGUGAGGACGAAGGUGAUGAGGACGAGGACGAGGAUGAUGAUGACAGCGAGGAAGACGAUGAGUGAAGGAAUUGAUUUGAGGGGGAAGGGAUAUUGUGAGCUUGCUGUAUGGAGCACAGAUCUAACUAAAUAAUAUGGCUUGAUUGACAGUGGUGGAUGAUAUAUAUAUAUGUGUACCUAGGCAUAAACAGGGGUGGAGUUGGUUGAAUUCUUAUGAUUAUAGCUAUAGUACCUAUAAAAAAAUUGUUAUUUGCCCGUG
Messenger RNA from Trichoderma asperellum CBS 433.97, 1764 nucleotides. RefSeq lists its product as uncharacterized. The record is from RefSeq and is a predicted model, not a curated record. Gene Ontology annotation, molecular function: protein binding. Lineage: Eukaryota; Fungi; Ascomycota; Sordariomycetes; Hypocreales; Hypocreaceae.